AGAUAGAUAGAUAGAUCCAAAUGAAACAUAUCGUCUCCUUUGAAUUUCUUAAAGCAAACUUUUAUCUGUUUCAAACUGUUUAUCAUCCAUAUUGAUCACGUCUGCAGUGCUUCUAAAAUAAACACUUUAUUUUAAAAAUAAUAACGUAGUGCAAGUGUAAGUUCAAGCUGACCGUCAGUGAGAGCAGACCAAGUGUGACACAUUCUUUUUCCAUUGAAUUUCUUCACACAAACUGAGCAGAAUAAGGUUUAGUGCGUCUCAGUCGUAUUCAGGCUAUGGUCCCAGUACAUACUAUGUCAAUUGCAGAGCCCUUAAAAGAGAGUCGCCUAAACUCCAAAGGACUGUUUUUUGCAGCAAUGGUGGAUCAUGGAGCGUCUCGAUAGUUCCUGGAAGUUAGCAGCAAGUACGAGCAGCGCAGUGGAGUUGUAACAGAGGAGACUUUUUGAUGCACUUUUACAAGCUCAUCAGUUGGAGAAAAGGAAGACAGCUGGAGUUGCAGGGAUUCUAGCAUCCCUUGUCACCAUCGCACCUGAGAUGACCUCACAACAACCACAGCUCCCCAAUGCUGUUAUUCCUCCCCAGCUUGCUCAGAACUCAUCUGCUCAGCAUGCCCGGCCUCACAUUCAGGCUAACCAGCUGGACUCAAGUCAGAGCAGUGCAAAUGCUGGGCCUCUUGAACAGAGAGCUCUGGCAGGCAGACCAGGCUGCUCCGGUGUGGCAGCCACCAGUGGGGCAUUGGCCAACAGGAACAUUUCUGCUUCCUCCACUAACUCCAGCUUUUCCAGAAGAGAUGGGGGCUUUGAGCCAUGGCCUGAGGAAGCAGUGGACAACUCCCAUGGGCUGUACUCACUCCACCGCAUGUUUGACAUAGUUGGAGCCCAGCUAACACAUCGGGAUGUCAGGGUACUGUCAUUCCUUUUUGUUGAUGUGAUUGAUGAGUAUGAGCGUGGUGGCAUCAGGAGCGGAAGAGAUUUCCUGCUGGCCCUAGAGCGCCAAGGUCGCUGUGAUGAGACCAACUUCCGACACGUUCUCCAGCUUCUGAGGAUUAUCACCCGGCAUGACCUUUUGCCUUAUGUCACACUCAGGAAACGGCAGGCAGUGUGCCCAGAUCCUGUGGACAAGUACCUGGAGGAGACAUCAGUACGCUACAUUUCACCAAGAGGAACAGUGCAGAGCAAGGACACUGCACCUCACAGAAGAACAGGUCCACAGCCAGUUAUUUGUUGUUCCCCAUCAGGAUCACAUGUUGGCCCAGCUCGAACAAAGCCAGCUCCUUCUGUAACAAACCGCAAACGGAAGAGAAGUCAUUCCUCGGCGGACUGCAGAGAGAAGCAAACAUGUGAUAUUCGCCUCCGAGUUCGGGCUGAGUAUUGCCAGCACGAGUCUGCGCUUCAAGGAAAUGUUUUCUCCAACAAGCAAGAGGCAGUGGAGCGCCAGUUUGAGCGCUUCAACCAGGCCAACACUAUCCUGAAAUCCAGAGAUUUGGGCUCCAUCAUUUGUGACAUCAAGUUCUCUGAGCUUACCUACUUGGAUGCCUUCUGGAGAGACUACAUUAAUGGAUCAUUGCUAGAGGCCCUUAAAGGGGUCUUUAUCACAGAUUCCCUAAAACAGGCUGUGGGCCAUGAGGCAAUAAAACUCUUGGUCAAUGUUGAUGAGGAGGACUACCAGGCUGGUCGACGCAAACUUCUUCGUAAUUUGGUCACAAAUGGAGGGAGCCCAGCAGUGGGCAACAAAGACUCUAUACCUUAGACACACCCUCCACGUGGUAGCAUAUAGGAGGAACACUGCUGUGCCUCCACCACAGGGAAUAGGCUGAGAUGUGGUUGUGUUAUUUGAGGUGCCUGAGGUGUGUGCCUAAAAGGAACUGAUUAAUUUGCAGCCACCCCAUUAAUUCCCUGAGAGCUGAGAUCAUAUAAUACCUACAUGGCACCCUUAAGCAUAGCAUGCAAGGAGAUUUGGAACUAUGUUAGCGGAAAAGACAAUGCAUACAGAUUGGCAUUAUUCUGACUGUUAAGCGGUUCACUGUCUUGAAGGUAAGGGUAAUGCAGAUCUUAUGUGUGCAUUAAAUUUAGCUCAUUGAAACACUUUGGUUAACUCUAAUGAUCCUCUUCACUCCUGUUCUGAAGUUAUUUUAAAUACAGGAAAACACACUGACAAGUUACUCCCAGUGGGAGUUGAACCUUAUCAUCAAACUAGCUAAUCCCUUUUCACAGUUUUUCAGGUACAUUACAGAUUGAAUUAGCCAAUAACAGAAUGUUCUGUAUUUUUUGGCAGACGCAAACCGCCGUCGACUUGCAGUUUCCCUCUCUAUGUCUUUCAGCUCUUUUCAGCUCCUUGUUGGCAGAGGUGAACUCUUUAUGUCAACAUCAUUGUGUCUUGGCUCUAUAUCCUCACGUUUCAGUACCAGCAACUGUGAUUUCUACCAUAAUUAGAAAUUUCAAUUGUUCAGUCACUGCCAAUAUUUAAAACCUGUAUUUUGUGGAUCAUUCUGAUGUGUUGUAUCAUAAUCAGUGAAACACCAACUCUUCCACUGGUAUCUUAGAUCUGUUUGGAUUUGAAACUACAUGCCACUUUCAUUGUAAGCCUGUCCUUCACGUACCCUGUCACUCAUAAUUCAACACUGCAACAUUGAACUUUUUAAAAAUAAAAUUAAUAAAGUGAAAUAUAUAUAUAUAUAUAUAGCUAUAGCUAUGGGUUAUAUCAUGUCGUCUGUUGAACGACUAUGUAAUCGUAUCCGUAUUCUCUAAUGUUGGUACAAGCAGGUUUUGGAACCUGUUAAACAUGGGAAAUGACCAAGUGUCUCCCUAGAACAGACAGGCAUCCCCAGUUACAAACAGGAAUUUAUAAACCAACCAGGCAUUCAUUUUUCAGGUUUUUAAAACUGUUGUUGAUCAUAUAAAAUGUAGGGUGCAAAACUAACAUUGAUGAGCUUCUAGUGGCAGAAUACCAAUUUCACAGUGUAGCCUGAAAUGCUAAUUUACCAAAAUGUGAAUUUAUGUUCAUUUCCGUAUGGUAGAUCAACAGAACAUAUAGGUUAGGUGUCGGUGAGAAGCCCAUGUCGAGAGUAUUACUGAUAAUUUCGUUUUGUGUACACUCAAUGGCUACUUGGAUAGGAAUGCCCUUCUUGUUCUGGGAACUCCCCUAGUACAACCUGAAAUCUUCAUGACAUUAACAUUACAGGCUUCUGUGUUUUGUUUGUUUUCCCAUAAUACUUUGUGGAUUAGGAAUACAGAAUACUAUUGUCUAUGCUAUUUCUUUUCACACAGGCUCACGCAGAACUUCCAUGUAUUUUUGCGGAAAACUCUUUAUAUGCUGAGGUAUCUGUACUGGAUUCGAAAUGCUUUUAACAAAAAAUAUGUGAAUCAACAGACUUAUGUCAAUGUUGCAUAACCCUCCAAUAUUCUGCAUUAUGUUUGACAGUAGCCUUCGCAUUGUUGGUUCCUACAAAGAUUGUGGUUACAUUUAGUAAAAAGUCAGGUCAACUGCAGGUGUGAGAGACAAAGAAGUCAAGACGAGCAUACGCAUUCGUUAUACUAACCACACCCUUACUUUUGAGUAGCUGCAUAAAAAGUGCUACUUCCAACAUUGACAGUUAACUUUGGUACACACAGAAUCAUCUACAUGAACACAAUUCAAAUGGAUACUAGGCAGGAACUGACACCAGUGUCAAUAAGGUGCCAUUGCAAACUCAAAGUAGUUUCGAAAUGUUUAAUAUGAGUGAUAUACAGGAAUGUCAAACAUGAAGUAUUAGCAUAAUGCUGUUUUGUGAUGAGAUUAUUUUGAUUUUGUAGCAGAAAUAGAGCGUGAAUGUCGCUUCUUUAAGAACUGUCAUUUGAAACACCAGUCUCUAAUGCUAAUACUUUAUAUAUUUCCUUUUUUUUGUUACUCGGCACACAUCCAAAACGUGCAGGUUCAUAUUCAGUAGAAGAAAAAAUAUACUCAAUCAGCAACGUAUGGUUUUGAAGCAGUUCCUUACUUUCCAUCAUACUGUUUUGAGGUUUUUUUGCAUUACAAAUAUGCAUCCCUCUUUGCCAAACCUGUGUAAUCAAAUUUUAAUUUUGAAUUUAUUCUAAAAUGUACUUAAAAUUUUGUCUAGUUUUCCAUCUGUUUAAUGGUGAGCUGAAAUUCAGCAUUUUGGUUUAUAUACCCUAUUAAACAUUCUGUGUAUGUUUUUACCAAAUAUGUUCUUCCCGCUAAAAAGAAAAAGCUCCAUCUUAUCUCUGCUGUCAUACCAAUCAUUUGGUACAUAUCAGAACAUGCAAGUCACGUUUGACAGGCCACUGUGAAUGAUAUAGAGUAGGCCUACAUUUUCUAUUUUUACGCGAGUGGAAUUUCAUGUAAAGGUUGCAAGUUAGUAUCUAUUAUAUAGGUUGGUGUAUGUUAUGUUGAUUGUAUGUUAUAUUAGUUGUUAAAUGCAGCUUUUACGCAAAUUGCAUGUAACCUGUUAUGAUGAAAUGUCUCAACUCACAGUGCUACCAUUUUGUAAAUAACUACUGGGUGUCAGGUUUUCUUACUUCAAUUUUGCAUUUCUUUCAGAAAACAGACAAGUAGGACUGUUAAUAAAUGAACUGGAUGGA
Molecule: messenger RNA, 4577 nt
Organism: Amphiprion ocellaris (clown anemonefish)
Lineage: Eukaryota; Metazoa; Chordata; Actinopteri; Pomacentridae
Gene: dedd
Product: death effector domain containing
Exons: 5
Coding region: 535-1749 (404 amino acids)
Biological process (GO): apoptotic process; regulation of apoptotic process; extrinsic apoptotic signaling pathway via death domain receptors
Cellular component (GO): nucleolus
Molecular function (GO): protein binding; DNA binding
Source: RefSeq, a predicted model, not a curated record